Penicillium canariense is the source of this 3783-nucleotide messenger RNA. RefSeq lists its product as uncharacterized. Gene Ontology annotation, biological process: protein transport. The record is from RefSeq and is a predicted model, not a curated record. The transcript has 3 exons. Lineage: Eukaryota; Fungi; Ascomycota; Eurotiomycetes; Eurotiales; Aspergillaceae. Bases 1 to 3783 code for a protein of 1260 amino acids.
AUGACCUCACUGGUCCCCAGAGACCAAACACUACGCUCCAUCCGGGACAUCGAAACCCAAUCCUCCAGUCUUCCAGUCUUCCUCUCAGGUGUUCAGCUGCCUAUUCAAUAUUUACGGAAAUCCCGCCAAGUCAACACCAGCGCGACGUGGAAGUUCGCGCUCGCGACUUUUUUUCCCACAAGGGUCGGCCCGCCGCCAACGGCAGCCAGGAUGGCAGCGAAAGAGAAUGGCUAUGUGUCGACAGGGUUGGCGAUCAACAAGCCCAACGGGCUCCAGGGGAGGGAUGAGAAAAGUAGAAAGACUCGGACAAGGAGUCCCCUGCGAUGGACACUAGGGUUGGUGUUACGGUUAUGCAUUUGGUAUACUCUACUUACGCCAUUUCUGCGAUGCCCAUCACGCCUAGAGGAAUUGAACGAGAGCUCUCCGAAGGUCUGCAAGCCUUACCUGAUUGCUCGCUCGCACGUGGAACCACAUGUGGCUCCCUACUAUGAUACAUAUGCUGCCCCUUAUGUUGAUCAGGCACGCCCGUACGUGGAAGUGUUCAACCAGCGAGUUUACACACCGGCACUAAAGGUUGCCAAAACCGGCUACGACAAGUACGGCGCCCCAGCAUGGCAACAAGCGCAGGCCUUUAGUACGGCGCAAUGGACAGCCCAAGUGACACCGCGUCUGGAAGCUGCUCAAGACCAAGUCCACCAAUUGUACCUAGCCCAGGUUGACCCAUAUGUGCAACAAGGUGUUGCCGUGGUAUCGCCUUACUACCAGAAGGCCAAUGGUGCGGCGCUGGCUGUCUACUGGAACCAUUUAGUCCCUUUCUACACUCGGUCCCAGCCCUUUAUUGGCAAGACUUACAGCACAGGCCAAGAUAUUCUGACUACCCAUGUUAUGCCUGGCGCACGCUAUACCUGGUCGUCGGUGGUUUACUUUGCGAACAGUUCGUUAUGGCCCCAUGUAACAGGACUCUACUCGGAACAGGUCGAGCCUCAGCUAGUCAAGAUUGGCCAGCGCCUAGCCAGCUAUCGAGAAGGUAAACGGUUACGCGCUGUAGUUGAAGACAUGGACAGGUAUGGAUACACUUACCCUUCGCGGAUCGAUUGCAUCUGGCUGACGUUGCAUGGUAGUUCGUCAUCUGAACAGACUGUCUCCUCGACGGUCUCAACUGCAAAGGUUGAGCCCCGUACUUCCGCAAGCACGACUACAACUUCGAUUACCGAGACUCCCGCUGUAAAGCCCACACUGUCGGCUGAGGAACAAUCCAAACAAGCCCGUGCCCGAAUCAGCUCCGACCUCCAGAGGUGGCAGGACAAGUUUGCUGUUGCAGCUGACAAAGGAAUUGAAGAUCUCGAAGAACGUAUCGAGGAAAUCGUGUCCGCUCUCGUCGCGAGCAGCGCUAAAAGCCACGGUCAGAGUCUCUCAACUGCCCUUCAGGCAGUUUCGACUGAGCAGGUCUCCUCCAUCAAGCAGCGAAUCAAUGAGCUUGCAGAGACCUUGCCUGAGGAAGAUGCUCCUGAGGCUGAGGAGGCGUCCCGCAAAAAGCUGGUCGAUGAGAUUCGCACGUCUGCCAUUUUGGUAAGAGAUCGUGCCCAUGCUCUCCGGGCCUGGUCUCUAUCCUUCGAUGAUGAACUGGUCCGCCGGGUAUCUGCCGCCAUCAACUCGACCCUGAACGUGCUGGACAGCAUCCGCGAUCUAGGCUUGCAGGAAAUUGGUACGCGGUGGGCUUGGAUGGACGAUGUGACUUAUAAGGACUGGGCUAGAUACCAUGCACUCAAGGUCCAGAUUGAUGACUGGCGCAAUGAAAUUCGCAAGAUUGGCAUGACCCACAAGUCGAUCGCGAAGGCGAAGUCUGUGGCUACUGCUCUUUUGGACCGCGGCAUGGAGAUAGCCGAGGACACCGCCAAAGAACUUGUCAGACUGAAGGAUGUGGGCCACUGGAAGAUUGCCGCUCGUGAAGUGAGUGACAACUUCGAUAGCCGUGCUGAACCUCCGCCACAGCCACCAAAGCCUGUCCAGGAGACUGGGGAGAAUGAAGCGAGCAGCGAUAACGAUGAGGUCGUUGAAGAAGCUACCUCAAGUCCUGGCGGGGAUUUUUCCGAUGAGGGUGAGGAGCAGAUUGAGUCCGAAACCAUAGUCGAGUCUGAAUACGAGGACGAGCCUGUUUCAGAUGCUAUCUUCGAAGACGAGAGGUACACUGCCAAGCCUGCUUUCGGUGUCGCUGCUGCCACUGUGAACUCCCAGCAAGAACCCAUUUUUGAUGAGGAUGAGCACAAUACCCCUCAGAGCUUGGCUAACAAAGCCGGAGAUUACUACUCCGAGGCAAGCUCUGCUUUUGCAGACUCGACCUCCCAGGCCAAGGUUCUCUAUGAGAUUGCAAAGUCCCAAGUAAUGGGUCAGAUGGCUCAGUCCAGUGCUCCUGCUCACGCCCAGGUCCUGUCUUCCAUUGAGUCCGCCUACUCUGGCGCUGUGAAGUACGCCACUGAGGAGUUUGAGGCGCGGAUUGGCGCUGUCAAGGCUACGCCCACUUCUGCUGGACCCUUGGCUCACAUCUCCUCGGUGGCAUCGUCGCGCCUGAGUGAGGGCCUCAGUAUGGCAUCGGAGCUGCUCGCUCUCCAUACAGUUCCGGCGACAACCUCCGCUGGGUUGCAGCCUUUUGUGCUUGAUGCUCAGCGCCGCUACUAUGAGGCUGUUGGUCUCGCUCAUGAUCACUACACUGCCUUUGUCUCCACCGCAUCGGAGGCGGUUUAUGGUACACCAACGCCCACGCCGGCACCUUUGGGCUUCCAGAAUAUUAUCGAACAGGCGGGCUCGCAGUACGUGCAGGCUUCUUCCCACGCUUCUGCUAGUCUCGCCGCUGUCGUCGCCUCGGCAAGCUCUAUGAUCUCAGCGGCGGAUGAUGGAAAAGCCCAGAGCAUUAUUGAUGAUGCUUCGUCUAGAUAUCAUGACGCCCUCUCUGCCGCUUCCCUUACCCUUUCCAUUGCUUCUGCCUCUGCUAGCUCCGCAAUCUACGGAACGACACCUCCCUUGCAGACCCUCGCCAGCCAGGCUUCUGAGAAUUGGCAAAUCCUCGUUUCCAAGGCCAGUGAGCGAAUUUACGGAACUCCGGCGCCCUACCUGCAGCAGGUGGUCCACGACCGUGUACCUCAGCUUGACGCUGUCAACGCAAUUGUCUCUGAGUUGCUUGUUGGCAAGCAGCCGUCAUUCACUGAGAGUGUGCUGAGCAAGCUUCGUGUUGCCUACGAAACACCCUACCCCGCUGCCGCAGUGUCCGCAGCCUCGAGCUACGUCAACGAAGCCUACGGGAGCGCCUCUUCAGCUGCUGGCGCUUAUGUCUCUGAGGUUCCUAGCGUUGAGGAGAUUGUGCAGCAGGCAAAUGAUCAACUCCACGCCGCCGUUGAGGCUGCCAGCGUCGGCAUCUAUGGCACCUCCAAGGGACGCUACGAGCAGGCCACUGAUGCGGCAGCCGAGGCUUACUCGACCGCUUCCGCACAGAUUAGCGGUGCUGUCUAUGGGAAGGAGUCUAGUUAUAUCGAUAUUGCCAAGAACAACAUCGAGCAAAUCCAGUCAAAGGCCAGUGCCGCAGUCUAUGGAGAGGAGGUGGGUGCCGUGGAGAGCGCCACCAGCCGCCUUGCCGCCGCUGUCGAGAGUGCUCACGCGCAACUCGCCGAUCUCGCCUCCAGCGCGAGCAGCGUUGCCUCUAGAGCCGCCGAGACAGCUGCAUCCCACUUCGACGAGGUAACCAGCAGCAUCAAGGCUGACGACUCAUUCACGUCUAAGGAUGAACUCUAA